CUGCCAUUUAAUAUAGGAAUUUUAAAAUUCCUAUCUUAGACUUAAAUUUUCUACAUUGGUCGAGUAUAUAAAUACUGCAAAGCUGCACCUCAUAAAUAAUCCGUUUGCCAUCAUGGACGGCUUUGCACACGAUUGGCCUACGCCAUCACAUGCAGAUAAUGCGCUGCAGAUGGACCUAAUUGCUGAACUGCAUGCCGAUUUUGAGCCACAAACUAGAGCAAGAUCGAAUACGUGGCCUUGCCCAAGACCAGAGAAUUUUGUUGAACCACCAGAUGAGUUAGAUAGCACAAAAGCAAGCAAUCAGCAAUUAGCUGGUGGAGAUUCACAACAAGCCGUGCCAAAUGUAAAUGCUGCAAAAAAGAACUCAUCUCGACGUAAUGCAUGGGGAAAUCUCUCCUAUGCGGAUCUCAUAACGCACGCUAUUGGUUCAGCACCUGAUAAAAGAUUAACAUUAAGUCAAAUAUAUGAAUGGAUGGUGCAGAAUGUGCCUUACUUUAAAGACAAAGGUGAUUCAAAUAGUAGUGCUGGCUGGAAGUUUUGGUUAGAAAUCGGAUUUAGUUUUAAAUCUUAA
Teleopsis dalmanni is the source of this 571-nucleotide messenger RNA. Its product is annotated as forkhead box protein O-like. Gene Ontology annotation, biological process: regulation of transcription by RNA polymerase II. The coding region runs from base 113 to 571 and encodes 152 amino acids. The transcript is spliced from 3 exons. The record is from RefSeq and is a predicted model, not a curated record. Gene Ontology annotation, molecular function: RNA polymerase II cis-regulatory region sequence-specific DNA binding; DNA-binding transcription factor activity, RNA polymerase II-specific. Gene Ontology annotation, cellular component: nucleus. Lineage: Eukaryota; Metazoa; Arthropoda; Insecta; Diptera; Diopsidae.